Molecule: messenger RNA, 891 nt
Organism: Fusarium redolens
Lineage: Eukaryota; Fungi; Ascomycota; Sordariomycetes; Hypocreales; Nectriaceae
Exons: 3
Coding region: 1-891 (296 amino acids)
Cellular component (GO): cytoplasm
Molecular function (GO): oxidoreductase activity, acting on the CH-OH group of donors, NAD or NADP as acceptor
Source: RefSeq, a predicted model, not a curated record
AUGGGCGAUCUGCUCCAUAAGACAGCUUUAGUAACAGGAGGGGGCUCUGGAAUCAACCUGGAACUUGCAAAGGCUCUCAGAGCUAAGGGAUGUGCAGUCCUUAUUGCUGACAUUGCACUGAGUCCCACUGCCGUAGCAUGGCUUGAAUCUUUUAGACACGAAGUCAAACCCCAAGUGGUAUUUCACAAAACUGACGUAACUUCACUGGAACAGUUAGUUGGGGUUUUUGACGUCUUCGAGAAGAAGCUCGGUGGGGUACCCGAUAUCGUAGUGCCAGGUGCUGGCGUCUACGAAGGGUCCUUUCCUGGGUUCUGGGAUGACAAGGACGAAACACUAAACUACAAGCUUUUUGACAUUAAUAUGUUGCACCCCAUCAGAAUGACACGGAUCUCGAUCCGCAAGAUGCGGGAAGCAAAGAAGCCAGGCACCAUCCUUCACCUUUCCAGCAUUACAGCCCAAAAGCCCUCUGUUGUUCUUCCGCUUUAUUCUGUGUCAAAGGCCGCUGUCAGCCAAUUCGUUCGGUGCAUGGCACCUCUUGACCAGAUGUGUGGUAUCCGAGUAGUCGGUAUUGCGCCAGGUUUGGUUGAUACUCCUCUAUUUCGUGAUCACCCAGGAGCACAGGAUCACGUCGAUUUGUCAAAGGACUUUCUGCUGCCCACCAAGGAGGUUGUGAAAGCGAUGGUGGCAUUACUGACUGAAACCAAGUACGCUGGGGGGACGGUUUUGGAGGUUGGUGAUAUUGGUAGUUGGAGGGAAGUACACAUAUUGGGAGAUGCUGGUCCUCAAGGACGAUCAACUCGCGCAAGAGCCAAGACAACUGAUGCCACAGCCAAGCUUUCAAAAAUGUUGCUGGGAGAAGAGGAGAGUGUUUUGGGGUCUUCCAAAUUAUAG